Molecule: messenger RNA, 3186 nt
Organism: Henningerozyma blattae CBS 6284
Lineage: Eukaryota; Fungi; Ascomycota; Saccharomycetes; Saccharomycetales; Saccharomycetaceae
Exons: 1
Coding region: 1-3186 (1061 amino acids)
Biological process (GO): peptidyl-threonine phosphorylation; actin filament organization; actin cortical patch assembly
Cellular component (GO): cytoplasm
Molecular function (GO): ATP binding; protein serine/threonine kinase activity
Source: RefSeq, a predicted model, not a curated record
AUGUCUUCUGCUAAUGGUCAACAAAAGGUAGUUCCUGGCAAUACUACUGCCCCAGGUAACUCAGAGCAAAACGUUCAAAGUGCUACUGGUGCCACUGCUCCACAACAAGCUCAGAUCCCAAAUCAAAUACAGUCCAAUACUCAAGCACCACCGCAACAACAAGUACAAGUUAAAGCCCAACUGCAGCCUCAGCCUCAGCCUCAGCCUCAACAGCCGGCUCAGAUUCCAGCAGCAACUCAACCACAAACUGUUCAAAAUAAUACACAAGGUCAACCCAAUACUUUGCCAGGAAAUUAUCCUGCCGGUACCCCUGUAGCCGUUGGUUCACAUAAGGUAGAGGUAAUAAAGUACAUUGCAGAAGGUGGGUUUGCUCAAAUUUACACUGUUAAAUUUAUUGAACGUUUAAAUGAAUUUGCUUCUUUACCAGGUGGAAACCAGAAUCAAAAGCCUUUACAGCCAGGAGAUAUUGCAUGUCUAAAAAGAGUCCUAGUGAACGAUGACAAUGGCUUAAAUGAAAUGAGAAAUGAGGUCAAUGUGAUGCAAAAACUACAAGGUGCGCCUUGUGUUGUACAAUAUUAUGAUUCUAAUGCUUCACACAGGUCAGAUAGUGCUCCUGGCUAUGAAGUUUUAUUAUUAAUGGAAUUCUGUCCAAAUAAUUCGUUAUUAGAUUAUAUGAAUGAUAGAUUGGCAACAAGGCUAAGUGAGAAGGAAAUCAUGAAAAUUAUGUAUGAUACCACUCUAGGAAUUGCUCAAUUACAUUAUUUAAAGACCCCAUUGAUACAUAGAGAUAUUAAAAUCGAAAACGUUUUGGUUGACCAAGAGAAUAAUUUUAAAUUAUGUGAUUUUGGCUCUACAUCAAUUUGUUUCCCUAUAGUAACAAAUCACCGUGAUAUUGCAAUAUUUACCCAGAAUAUUUACGUUAAUACUACUCCUCAAUAUAGAUCACCGGAAAUGAUUGAUCUAUAUAGAUAUCAACCAAUAGAUGAAAAAUCUGAUAUCUGGGCUCUUGGUGUUUUCUUGUACAAACUAUUAUUUUUCACCACCCCAUUUGAAAGAACUGGUCAAUUUGCAAUUUUGCACUCCAAGUACGAAUUUCCAAAAAAUAAUUAUUCUUCAAAAUUGAUUAAUUUAAUUAUUAUCAUGCUGGCGGAAAAUCCUUCAGUUAGACCCAAUAUUUAUCAAGUAUUACAAUAUUUAUGUUCUAUAAAUGGAUGGAAAGUUCCAUUAAAUGACAAGUAUGGAUUAGGUCCAUAUAAUUUUACUGAAUAUGCAAAAUUCCAGGGUAAUGUUCAAAAUAUUCAAAAUCAAAUAUUUAGUUUACUUCAAAAAUCUACACUUAACAAAGGGGUUCUUAAUAUCCAAGAUGAAAUACAAUUAAGAAAUCUUUAUACCACUUCGUUUGAAGUUUCCCCAAAGAUUCCAGUUCUCUCACAGCACACAACACAACUACCUCAGCCAGUUAUUCAGCCUCCACCUCCACAGCAGCAGAGGCCUCAAACUACUUCUCCAAUUAGCGAUCUUCCUACCUCUGGUCCAAAUAACUUAAAUAAAGAACUUAGAGAAACGUCACCCAAUAAAGGUGAUCCUGCAUAUCAGUUACAGCAGACUCAGCAAAAUUUAGCUCAAACUCCUCAAGCUCCUCAAGCCCAUUUGCCAGAAGGAAAUAUAAUGUCUCCUCCUUCAUCACAAAUGAAUUCCGUAAAGUUUAACAAUCCUAUUAUACCUUACCAUGCACUGAAUAUGUCAAAUGUUAGCAUAUCAUCCCCAGGUAGUAAUGCUGCCCGUUUAAACGCACUUCCAAAGUUGAAUAAACCUCCAAUGUCCACAAAGGAAUUUAUGAGUGAGUUUCCCGCUAUUUCAUCGCCAACAAUGAGAGAAAGUGAACAACAGAUAUUUAAAAAUAAACAUCCAGAAUUAUCUAGUCCUACGAUGGGCCCAUUGAGUGCAAGUAUGAAUCCUAGUAUGUCACAAAAUUCUAAUCUUAAUUAUCAGGAUCCUUUAGCUAAUGAACAAACCAGGUUAAAACAACACAAAUCGAAUAAUCCUUUCCCAAAAAUGGGCGUGCCUUCUAUUCAAAAUACAAAUUUACCACCUCCACAAAUGAUUCCACCACAACAUUCAGCACAACCUCCUUCUCGUCAUUCAAUUGGUUCAAGUUCUUCUCCUGUUCUUGCAAAAGUUGCAUCCCAAUUAUCCCUUCAGCAACCUUCGGCAACUUCAAAUUAUUCUAUGCAAAAUAAUCACUAUAAUAAUCCAGUCUCUCCUCAAAUUCAUCCAACAGAUAUAUCACACAAUUUUAAGCACGAACGAAACGUAUCUGCCCAGUUUAAUGGAAAUGCAAUGACUAGUCCUCAAUUGCAAUCUCAACCUCAAAUUCAAAAACCUACCCUUCCAGACCCAAGAUUGACAGUAAGAACUGAGAUAAAUAAUGGGCAUGUCACGCCUGUACCACCUCCACCUCUAACAAAUGCGCCUGAUAUUCCAGCUUCCAGUCCAUUAGUUGAAUCCAUGAAACAUAAUCAAUCGCAACCGUUCUCAGCAUCUAAUGCUGCUCCGACUUUUAAACAGGAAGUGUCAGAUUUGGCAGCCUCCAAAACUAAAGAAAAAGGACCAGUAAUACCAGCAAAACGUCCUAACACUAGAAAUCACUCACAGAAAAUCGGGAAUAAAUCUUCUGGAGAAUUAAUGCAUUUCUUAAAAGAUGAUACCACUUCUGAAGAUAUUAGUCACUUAAGUGAAUUUGUUAAAAAUAGGAUUAUUGAAGAUGCCAGUAAGACAAAUUUAAAUGGCUCUUCAGACUUAAGCUACUAUGGUGUUGAUACUGAAAAUCCUCGCCAGCACUCACCUUUUUCAAGUGAUUCCAGCAAUUCUAAACUUGGCCAUCAGCAAGAUAAUAUAUCUCACGAAAGCAUUGAAUUAGAUCUCCAAAAAAUUAGAACAGGUCAUGCAAAUGGCAUGGAUAUAGGGGGCAAACGUGCUGUGUUCCAGACUGGUUCUCAUUCUUAUAGACAAAGAGCAGGAAAUGAGGCUUUCUUGCAAAACCAAAGCAGUGGCUCAGAAUCAUCUCGCUCAACCUCCAAUUCAUCUUCAGAAUCAUAUCUACAGAAUGGCCCAUUCACGACAGAUGAGGACCCCUCAACUUUGGACCAACAAGUAAGAAACAUUAAUCUCGAUAGAGCUCAUUAA